AUGGCGCUGGGCGACCUGACGGAGCCGUGCGGCGGUCGGGACUGCUCCACCUGUCAGUGUUUCCCAGCCAAAGGAGCAAGGGAGAUCGUGGAGCGUCCGGCCCGCUGCGGACGGUCAGGUGACAAAGGAAUCAGGGGCAGGGAGGGCCCUGCAGGCAGACAAGGAUUCUCAGGGAGAAGAGGACUCAACGGGCCCCCAGGGGAUCCUGGAAACCCUGGCCCUCAGGGUGAAAGCUUCCCCAGUUCUCCUGGCGACCGAGGCCUCCCUGGACUCUCAGGACCAAAGGGACUAUCAGGACCUUCAGGUGCCCCAGGACUAAGUGUAGUUGGAGCAAUAGGACAGCGUGGGACCCCUGGAGAGCCAGGUCCUCCUGGAUUCCCUGGCCCCCCAGGGCCAAAGGGGGUUAGAGGUGUUACUCUGCCCUGUGUACCCAGAAAUCCCGGCGCCCCUGGACAGAAGGGAGACACUGGAGAUAUAGGUUACACAGGACUCCCGGGUCCUCCAGGUUUUCGUGGCAUCACUGGACCUGAUGGAGUUAAAGGAGACAAAGGACGGUCUGGACUUCUUGGACCACCUGGACGACAAGGACCUCCAGGUUAUGUUGGAGAGACCGGAGACGAAGGACCCGAAGGCUUCAGUUAUGGUGGAGAUCCAGGCUCUCCAGGUAUCCCUGGCCCCUCCGGACUCAGGGGCCCAGCAGGAAAUUCUGAUGUUGGGCCCUCUGGACCCAUCGGCUUUCCAGGGGCACCGGGCUCUCCAGGACCUAAAGGAGUGCCUGGGUCCCCCGGGAACAACGGACUACAAGGAGUCCUGGGUCUGGCUGGGGGCCCCGGAGAGAAGGGCCAGAGAGGACAGGAUGGGGCCCCAGGUAAACCUGGCCCCCAGGGGCCUAUAUCUGUCCUUUGUGAUUCGGGAAAGCCUGGUUCCAGGGGCCUUUUUGGCCCUCAGGGACCCAUUGGACCCCCAGGUUUCGUUGGGCAGAAAGGUGAUGUCGGUAACCAGGGUCCUCCAGGUUUUGGCCCUCCAGGCCCUGUAGGUACCAUGGGCUCUCCAGGUCUCCCGGGGUACCAGGGGCACCAGGGCCCCUCUGGCCCCACUGGAGACUCAGGACUGCCGGGGCCCAACGGUCAGAAAGGUCUGAUGGGGCCCCAGGGCCAGAACGGAGGGCCAGGGGCAACUGGACAGACUGGAGCUCCUGGAGCUUCGGGGAGGAGGGGGGACAAUGGGUUCAAUGGACAAGACGGAGCUCCAGGAUGUGAGGGCCCAAAAGGAGUGAAAGGCUGUACAGGGCCCCCGGGGCCUCCAGGGGAUUACAGGUGUACCCCCAUCAAAGGAGUAACAGGAAAUCCAGGACCCAGUGGCAACAACGGCUUUCCUGGACCACGAGGAAGUAAAGGUGUCCGAGGAGUUACCGGUAAGCCGGGGUAUCCAGGAAGCAAUGGACCCCUUGGCAUCAUAGGUCUCCCAGGACCCACUGGGCCCUACGGCAAGCCAGGACCUCCUGGACCACCUGGACCUCAAGGACCUCCAGGAUUAAUCGGCUUUCCUGGACAAACCGGAGAUCCAGGGGACCCGGGAUGUCCGGGAAAACCUGGAAGACCCGGUCCCCAAGGAUGUCCUGGACCCAAAGGUCAUAUUGGAGAGUCUGUCGGUUGUUAUGGUUCACCUGGAGACAGGGGGCCUCCUGGAGAGUCUGGGCCCUCAGGUGAUGAUCGGGUUCUGGUUUUGCGGCAGAAAUUUGUAGGAAACAGGAAGAUAAGAAGAUAAGAUGAUCAGCAGCUUGAACCUGAAUUUACAAACAGUAAAAUAACAAAUGACUGUGUUAAAUUGGGGUGUGAAGAGACACUUUUUAGCA
Messenger RNA from Micropterus dolomieu (smallmouth bass), 1855 nucleotides. RefSeq names its product collagen alpha-1(I) chain-like. Lineage: Eukaryota; Metazoa; Chordata; Actinopteri; Centrarchiformes; Centrarchidae. The record is from RefSeq and is a predicted model, not a curated record. The coding region runs from base 1 to 1767 and encodes 588 amino acids. The transcript is spliced from 16 exons.